AUGGGAGAAAAGAUUUCGGAUUCCUAUCGAGCGCGUAUUGAUCGCUAUGUAGCUGAAUAUGAGACUUUAUCAUUUCGGAAUAAUUUCAAUGAGAAAUUUAUAGAAAUUAUUACGAAAAUUGAUAAUGAUAAUAACACUAAGAUCGAUGCUAUUGAUACAUAUGGUUCAUGUAAUGUCUGUCGUCAAUCAUAUCUAAAUAGACAUUUGCAUGAACGUGAGAAUUGUGAACUGUAUGAAAAUUUAUUCAGUAACACUAUGAAGCCAAUAACUCUUGAAGAAACGAUUGAUAUCGAUCUAUGGAAUUGGAAGGCGGUAGAGAAAACAUCAGUUUAUUUUCCUAUCUGGAACACUCAGAAAGAAUGGGGCGAAUCACUGAGUUUAAUUGAACAACUUAAAGAUCCAGUCCAAAUCAUUUGCAAACCAGAACGAUACUGGACAUUAUUUAUAGAUAAAUAUCAACAGGAUCAACUAGAACUAAUGAAAUUACCUAAACUUUUGUCACAGAUAGCAAUUAUUGAUUAUUUACCAGUAAUGGACGAACAACUAUUUCAUCAAUGUCUUGGUCGUUUACAAUUAUCAGAAGUUCAACCAUCUGAAUAUCGCUCAAAAAUGUAUUUAAUACAAGCAGUUAUAUUUAAACUUGAAAAUCAACUAGAAAAAUCUUUACAGAGUGCUCAUGAUGCAUUACUAUGCCAUCCAUAUGAUGCUGUAAUAGACGGUCUCGUUAUCUAUAUGGAUCAUUCAAAUUUUCAUUCAACAUUACGUCAAACAUUAAUCAAUGACAUUAAAAAACGAUCGCUCGAUCUAGUAGAUAUAACUCCGCCAAUCACAAUGAUGAACUUAACAUUUUUGAAUAGAACGGAAUAUUUGCGUAUGCUGAAGAAAUAUGAACGUGCGAUACUGAAGCGGUUAGCUGAGAAUGAUCCCAUUCAAGCAGCCUAUUCUUACAUGGAUUUAAGUAUGACUGUAACAGGAAGUGGAACACUUUUGAUGAAUAAUUUAAUAAUGACAUGUCUAUAUUUCUUUAAAUUCAUGAAUCAAACGAAAUGCACAUUAGCAGAACUUUAUGCUUAUCGUUCUAUUAUAUUUGAUAUAUCCAUCGAAAUAUUUCUUCUCACACGGCACUAUUUAUCAUUAUACUUUCAAAUGUAUGCUUAUAAAUUAUUAUACACAUUGAUUAUGUGUUCGACAAAUUUGUUUACUAAACGAUUAAUAUCAUCGGGUAGUUUAAAACCAACCAUUGUGAGUCAACCGAUUUUAAAUGAUUUUCAUGAAACGAUCCUUGAUGAAUUAUUGAAAAGCAUUCUACAACUCUCAAAGGUUACUCCAUUUACACAUGUACCAUCAACGGCUUUAUCUUAUGAUAUGGUUUACAUGGGGUGUGCUGGUAACGAAUUUCUAUCCAAAUACUUAAAAUCAUUGGCAGCAGAGAAUUCGAUGUAUCAAUAUUAUUUUUUCGAAGGCAUUUGGAAAGGUUGGGUCAGUGCUGAGGAUUUUGAUUAUGAACGCUAUUGUUGUAUGUACUUGUUGUUAAGAGAUUAUCAAUGGACAACAUAUGACGUCGCAGAUCUACUUCGUUGGCCUAUGAUACCAAAAACACAUGAUGGAUGGUACUUGAGUACCAAACAUGAAUUACAAUUAGAUCAGUCAGGAUAUGCAGAGGUUAUUGGUGUCACACUCAACAAUGAUACAGGUGAUAUUGAAUUUAUGUUUACAGAAGCCAAAAAAACUGAACAUAAACGAUUUGAUGCGACGGAUGUUAUGGAUGUGUUAACAAAUGGUAUUACCUAUGCUUGUUUUACAUUGGAUCCUCCGAAUGCUCAAUAUCAUUCGCAUCCGUUUAAUGAAAUGAGAUAUUUGCCAAAACGUUUGGUUAAAGUACCGAACUAUUUACUCACACUAUUACAUACUGAUUAUCUAUUAAAAAUGAUUUCGACUGGUGUCGAAAUCUGUUCACUAACUCCAUUUGAAAUGCGUUCGUCGGCGGAAAAUCUAAUGCAACGAUUGCCAGCACAUAUACGCGAAGAGUUACAGUCAAUAGCGAUGAAACAUAAGGGACCUCUGAUUGACAGUAUUCAUCGUUUUUGGAUACAGUUAGAGUCAGACAUUGAAUACGAACAAGUAUUUCACAAAAACUUUUUCGGUCGUAAGAAUGAAAAUAUCGUACAUUGUUAUUUAAGUGACAAAGUUAAGAUGUGUGUAAAAAAACAUCGAAUGAAAUAUGAUGAACACGGUAAUUUAAUUGACGAUCCAAGUGAUGACGAGAACGAUCAGUCGGCUGAAGCUGAGUUUGCACGUAUUUUUACAAAAUACUAUGAUGAGAUCGGACAAUACUUUCCUGAAUUGCUGCGUUUAAAAGAAUUAUUGAAAUUAAGUGUUUUAUCACGUAUCAUUCAAGCACGCUAUGAAAGUCAAUGUAAUUUUAUUGCACAAAUUGAAAAUGACACUACUCUUCGAGAUCUUCUCACCGAAAUUAAAAGAAAAAUUGGUAGAUAUCCGACUGGCCUCGAAAACAUCGGAAAUUUCAAAGAACCCUGUUUUUGA
Molecule: messenger RNA, 2544 nt
Organism: Rotaria sp. Silwood1
Lineage: Eukaryota; Metazoa; Rotifera; Eurotatoria; Philodinida; Philodinidae
Source: the annotation of a GenBank genome assembly